Rana temporaria (common frog) is the source of this 1772-nucleotide messenger RNA. RefSeq names its product pollen-specific leucine-rich repeat extensin-like protein 1. The coding region runs from base 210 to 1526 and encodes 438 amino acids. The record is from RefSeq and is a predicted model, not a curated record. Gene Ontology annotation, cellular component: membrane. The transcript is spliced from 3 exons. Lineage: Eukaryota; Metazoa; Chordata; Amphibia; Anura; Ranidae.
UACAGGUUUACCCAACCCUAACGAGUUGCUAGAAUUUCUUCUGGCUCUGAGAAGUUAUUCAAACUACAUACCAACUCCUGUGACAUAUUUAGGUUGUUAGUUCCGGGUAGGUGUAAAGUCAGUAUGUUCUCGGAGUCAGACCUCAUCUUGCACGAAAAACCAAGGCGAAGAUUUACAGCCAUCAGCGACUAAAUUCUAAUUAUGAUCGGAUGGAAGGGGCCUUAGAAAGAGAGAGGGCGCCUCCACCCUACCAAGCUGGACCUCCACCCAACCAAGCUGAACCUCCACCCAACCAAGCUGGACCUCCACCCAACCAAGCUGGACCUCCACCCAACCAAGCUGGACCUCCACCCAACCAAGCUGAACCUCCACCCAACCAAGCCGGACCUCCACCCAACCAAGCCGGACCUCCACCCAACCAAGCCGGACCUCCACCCAACCAAGCUGAAAUUCCACCCAACCAAGCUGGACCUCCACCCAACCAAGCUGGACCUCCACCCAACCAAGCUGAACCUCCACCCUACCAAGCUGGACCUCCACCCAACCAAGCCGGACCUCCACCCAACCAAGCUGAAAUUCCACCCAACCAAGCUGGACCUCCACCCAACCAAGCUGGACCUCCACCCAACCAAGCUGAACCUCCACCCUACCAAGCUGGACCUCCACACAACCAAGCUGGACCUCCACACAACCAAGCUGAACCUCCACCCUACCAAGCUGGACCUCCACCCUACCAAGCUGAACCUCCACCCUACCAAGCUGAACCUCCACCCUACCAAGCUGAACCUCCACCCUACGAGUCUCUGCCUCUACCUACUCCACCAUCGUUCUCCACUGCCAUCUCUGAAGCUCACAGGGACUCCUUGUCGUACUUCUCCUCCGUUACGACACCAACUGGCCAAAAUCCAGGCGAUCCGUUAUCAUAUCCAGAGCUAUGGACAGGAGAACAUCCCCCAGGCUCCUGUGAACCGUACUGGAUUACUGUGGAGCUUCCACAACCACGUGUUCCUUUACCAGGUUCUGUAACAGAAGACACCAGGUCAAGAUGCCAACAGCUAACCAGUUUGGAGUUUUCUCAAGAGGAAACCGGAAUCCCCUCACCGGGUUCUUUGGUCGAACAGACCAGUCCAAGCUCCUUCAAUGAAACCAGCUUGGAGAUGUCCGAUGGGAUAAGAGAUAAACCAUCCAGUUGUCUACCAUGUUCAAUCAUGAACUUUUUUUUGUGCCCCGUACUUGGAUUUGUUGCCAUUAUUCUCUCCAUAACGGUCAAAGUCAACUAUCGCAGAGGACAUUUCGCCAAAGCGCACAAAUAUUCCUGCUGUCAAAUGCUACUAUCGCAGAGGAAAUAUCGCCAAAGGAGAAAAAUAUCACAAGCUUGUGAUUUGCUUAAAUAUUGUUACUAUGGGGGCUGGAAUUCUAUUUUUAACACCAUUAAUUAUACUUCUGUGUAUUUUUCGAUACAAAUAACCUGCCACCUCUGCAGCAAAACGCUUUCUUCCUCUUCCUCGUUAUCUCUUCUGGAUUAAACAAGAUGUUAGAAAACUCCCAGUACCCAGUGGUCCCGGCAUGGGCAGGGGGUUGACCCAUUGACAGUGUUCUGUCCCGCUUCCAUGUUCUUUUACCACGUUGUAUUGAACUGCAUUAGAAUAUUCUUGUACCUCAGUAUGCUGGCAUCUAGUGGAGGUUUUUGGUCACUACAACUUACCGUAUUUAUCGGCGUAUACCGCGCACUUUUUUGCCCUGCUUCCCCGCGCCGAGUUUGAAUACUGCGC